Messenger RNA from Girardinichthys multiradiatus, 1703 nucleotides. Its product is annotated as stonustoxin subunit beta. The record is from RefSeq and is a predicted model, not a curated record. Bases 149 to 865 code for a protein of 238 amino acids. Gene Ontology annotation, molecular function: protein binding. NCBI's taxonomy places the organism in Eukaryota, Metazoa, Chordata, Actinopteri, Cyprinodontiformes, Goodeidae. The transcript has 5 exons.
UGCAUGGCAUUAAAGGUAUAUAUGGGAAGCCUUAAGCUGUUGCAGUCUGCCUAAAAGAAAUUCAUUCUCAUCAGAGAGAUAAAUUACAUCUCAGUUACAGACAGGCUCCUGCAGAAACUUAAAGAAGAAGUACACCCUCUGAUUCAAGAUGCCGACCAACAACAGAAUCAUCUCUGAAAGCCGAAAGUCAGAUAAAGUUUCUGCACCAAAGACAACCAAAGCUGGAAACAUGCUUACAGCAAAGAUCCCUGUCUACGAGCCAAAUAUUCCCGAACCAAAAUGCAGGACGGAUCUCAUCAAAUACUGGAUUAGCCUUUCUUUGGAUGACAGAACAGCCAAUAAGGUGCUGUGGAUCACAGAUGGUGGGGCUAAAGUAGCUCGUAUGACUGAUGACAUCACUUGUCCAGUCUUGGACAGACCCGAGAGAUAUGAGUACACACCGCAGGUUCUUUGCAAAGAAGGCUUCCUGGGUUCCCGAGGCUACUGGGAGGUACAAUCCUCUGGAUGGGUCGUGAUCGGAGUAGCGUUUGAAGGAGCAGGAAGGAGGAACAGUGAAGGGCCCUGUGGCUUUGGAGAGAACGAGGAAUCCUGGGGUCUUGAAUGGAGCGGUUCCUGCUAUCAAGUUUGGCACAAAGGGCAACGGAAGGAGAUUAAUGGGAUUCCCCAUCACUCCACAAUAGGUGUCUAUGUUGACCAGCCUGCUGGUAUACUCAGCUUCUACGCUGUUAAAGAGGGAGAGGAAGGUACAGCCAGAAAGGAGGUUAAACCUUUGCACCAGAUCAGGAGUUCCUUUAAACAGAAAUUGCUGCCGGGUUUCUGGGUGGGAACACACUCUUACUGUUUGAUCCUAAAGAAGGAGGAAUAGAGGAAUAGACUGACAUUAGAAGACCAGAUAAAACAGUGAAUAAAACUGAAUCCUGCAUCAGUGAAGGUUGCUGCAUGAAUCCUAUUGAGAUAAAGCAAGUAGGAAGACAGCUUUAAACAAAUAUUACUAAUAACACCAACGAGGUUAAUUUAUACAUCUGGUUCUAUUUUUUUUUAGUUUUUGUCAACCUAAAACCUAGAUUUGUCAAAAUCCCACAUGCACAUCAUUGCCACUGUAUAUAAAGUAUCUUUGAGAGACAUUUCCAGUUAAAUGUUAUUUUCUAUACUGGUAUAAUAAGGUAAAGUGCAAUUAAGUAGCAAUUUUGAAAAGAUUGUGGAGGGGAAAUUAUUUAAUUUACCAAGAAUCUCUGAAAGUAUCAAGAGGCAAAAGAAAUUAUGGUUUUGGUUGUUUGUAUUGAUACUACAUAGGGAGUGUCAUCUCAAAGCACACACAGCACUCUGGGAGUGAGACUCAAAGCACUUCCUCUGAUCUGUAGUAUUUCAUAGCAUGGUAGGUGUGGUGGUUGUACAAUAUCUUUUAAAACAGGAGACCUGUGUUAGUAACACAGAAACCUAUUGGUCUAAACUUUCCAAACACAAGACAACACAGUGUGUACUCAUGGGUACAUCUGACUGCAUAAAAGAAGCUACACAAGCAAUAAUUACCAAUAAGAAAAUUGUUAGGAAUAUUUCGCUAACCGCUCCAUGUUUGUACUAAUAUAUUUGUAUCAUAUUACUGUAUGUGUUUUUUUUUCCAUAUACUUUGCAAAGAAUGUAUACAGUUAUGUUGAGAGUGUUAAAUAGAGAAAGGUUUAAAUAAAUUAUAUACCAGCAAUAAA